Messenger RNA from Rhinichthys klamathensis goyatoka, 1884 nucleotides. RefSeq names its product B-cell receptor CD22-like. Bases 1 to 1884 code for a protein of 627 amino acids. The transcript is spliced from 8 exons. The record is from RefSeq and is a predicted model, not a curated record. NCBI's taxonomy places the organism in Eukaryota, Metazoa, Chordata, Actinopteri, Cypriniformes, Leuciscidae.
AUGACGACUCGGCUGCGCUGCCUCCUUCAGGUGUGCCAGCGUUGCCCGAGUCAGACCCAGAGUUCACGGCUAUGCUUUCUCCGGCCGCCGCAAGUGUCAGGCUCGAGUGGAACCCUCCACCGUGUCCCGAACCUUCGCGGCUGGACGAUUGGUAUCUCGGGUAUUCUCAGCGCCCCGCCCCAGUGCCUUUCUUUCCAGAAGUGCAUGAAGAGGUUACCAGAGCAUGAACGGCACCUUUUUCUGCCCGAAACCGUUCUGGUGCCUCUUCUUCCCUCACUACCCUCGACGGCGGAGCAGCUAAGGGUUACGUGGAGAUCCCCCCAGUGGAGCGGUCUGUGGCAAUGCAGCUGUGUCCCAAGAUCGCUACCUCCUGGCGGGGAAAUCCGCACCUCCCCUCCCGGGCAUGUCCAGGAGCGACACCUGUGGCUGUGUUCCUCCAGCCGAUAUGAAGACAGGGUUAUACAACCCCUACUUCAUUGUACCCAAGAAAGGCGAGCUCCAGUGAUGCCCAUGUUCCAGAUCAUGUCCUUCAUCAUCAUCAUCGUCAGCUCUGUGUUUCUACACACUCACUCAGCUGAUGGUAAUACCUACUCUGCAGUGAUGCCUCAGACAGUAACAGCUCUGACAGGCUCUUGUGUGCAGAUUCCUUGUACAUUCAACAUCUCCAGUUUGGAGGACAAACGUAACAAGGCAAAAUCUAUUUAUGGGAUCUGGGUAAAAAAGAAACCCCAGUUUGCUGAUGAAGACGGUUUUAUAGCUUUUAAUAGCAGCAAAAACAUCAUAAGAGGAUUUAGUGACAUACAGAUGACUGGAAAUCUCAGUGAGAGGAACUGCACAACUGUCUUCUAUAACAUCAUGAUGAAUCAUUCAGAUUUUUACUACUUCAGACUGGAAAUGGAGCCAAAUCUGUUCAGAGGAACGUUUCACACCAAUACAGACGAUUUAAGUAAGACUGUGAGGAUCACUGUCAAAGAUUCACCACAACCUCCUGAACUUAAACCCACUGAUCUGAAACCAGUAAUGGAGACCACAACAGUCAGUCUGAGCUGCUCCGCUGAAGCCCCCUGCCCAAAACAACCUCCUACAUUAUCCUGGUCUUACAUCCCUGAAUCUGCCCACAUUACAACACAGUUACAGGAGAAACCUGAUAAAACCCAGUCAGUGUUUUCACACAUGACCUUCAAAGCUUCAUACAUGGAUAACAGAAAGAACAUCUCCUGCACUGCUACAUAUCCAAGAAAAUCAUCUAAAGACUCAACUGUGGAGACCACCGUGAUGCUACGAGUCCUGUUUUCUCCAAAAGAAACUCGCAUCACCAUCGAUCCAUCGGCUUCAGUCUCUGUUAACACUAGUGUGACUUUGACCUGCAAAAGCAAAGGCAGUCCAUCAAGAGAAAUGAACUACACCUGGUACAAACGUGGACAGGAGAUGGCUAUAGCUCAGGGAAAGCAGAUUACCUUCAAUGGAACUCAAAAUAAUGCAGGAUGGUAUUCCUGCACUGCACAGAAUGAACACGGAAAACAGUCAUCAGCAGAGAUCCAGCUCACAGUUGAAGAACAAGAUGGACACUUAAUGCCUCUGAUUGUUGGUUGUGUGGGAGGAAUUGUGGCAGUGCUCACGCUCUCUGCUCUUGGGUUUUGUGCAAGGAGAAAGAUUUUCAACGAACCCAGUGCCAAUGAAAAGAAUCGUUCUGGUCAGGUUAAAAUCACAGACGUGGAUUAUAUCAAGACUGCCAGUUACAUCACGACCAAUGAAAUGUCUGAUGAUGAAACACUGAUCAUCUACUAUGAAAAGACUGACAUCUCAGAGCAACAGAACUUCUGCAUCACAGAGACACUCUUCAAGCAUGAUGAAUACACAGAAAUAGAGUACAGGGUACCUUAG